AUGGCAGCAGUAACCAAUUCUGCUAUAUCAAGUGUGCCUACUAAGAUAGAGAUUGUUGACAAACUAAAGGCAAGCAGUGGAAAUGUUGGUACCACAUAUGGUCUCUCAGACCAAGUUACUCUUCUUCAACAUGAUUCCGCAUUUGCAUCACUAGUUGGCGAAGCCCCGUCACAUGCACUCCUAUUUUCUACUGCUGGAUCAACCAACAACCCUUUCUUUCACGAAGCCUGUGUUUUGCUACCCGACCAUGAUGAACUCUAUGUCACAUCAAACCUCCUACAAGCUACCAGUUCCGCAAACUUCCCAACCAUUCUGAUAUCUAGAAUUAAGCUCCAUCGAAAUGACGACGGGAGUAUCAAAUCUGCUGAGUGGGCUAAAAUGCGUCCACCACCAGGCAUUGACAUGCCGAAUGGUGGUGUUAAUUAUCAAGAUGGUAUUCUAUUUUGUGCUCAGGGGAAUAGAAGCGCAGGCUCAGGUGGUAUUUAUCAUAUGCCCAGAUCUUCACCCCCGAAACCUAUGGUGACGAACUUUCAUGGAAGACAUUUCAAUUCUGUAAACGAUGUGGUGGUGGCUAAAGAUGGUAGCAUAUGGUUCACAGAUCCAUGUUAUGGAUGGGAGCAAGAUUUCCGAUUAAAGCCUAAACUUCCUUGUCAAGUAUAUAGAUUCGAUCCUAUUACGGGAGAUAUUAGAGUUGUGGCAGAUGGCUUUGGUAGACCAAAUGGAAUUGCUUUCUCGCCGGACGAGUUAGUGGUUUAUAUUACGGAUACAGAUCAAAUCCACGGAGAUGGAAACGAGGAUUUAACGCGUCCUGCAACAAUCUAUGCUUUUGAUGUUCACAUGACAUCAGGCGCGCCCUUCCUCAUAAACCGAAGAGUUUUCGCGUAUGCAGUUGAUGGCUUCCCAGAUGGCAUCAAGUGUGAUGUUCACGGUAAUGUAUACUCCGGCUGUGGUGAUGGCGUGGAAGUCUGGAAUUCAGCGGGGACUUUAAUCGGCACCAUUUUAGUUCCUGGCGGCGUAGCAAACUUCUGCUUUGGAAAGGAUGGGGAAGUAUUCUUGUGUGCCGAACAAAAGUUUUGGAGAUUACAGUUGGCAAGUACGACAAAAGGCUCGUUACUUGGGAUUUAA
Molecule: messenger RNA, 1125 nt
Organism: Botrytis byssoidea
Lineage: Eukaryota; Fungi; Ascomycota; Leotiomycetes; Helotiales; Sclerotiniaceae
Exons: 4
Coding region: 1-1125 (374 amino acids)
Source: RefSeq, a predicted model, not a curated record